AUGGAGCUGUUCUGUAAGACCAACCAGAUGUGUGUCUGCAUACUCUGCACUUAUUCAGACCACAAGACACAUGAUGUUGUUCCUCUGAAAGAAGAAUAUGAAGGAAAGAAGGCCGAGCUGGAGAAGACUGAGACUGAAAUCCAGCAGAUGAUCCAGAAGAGACGACUGAAGAUUCAGGAGAUCAAACACUCAGUGGAGCUCAGUGAGGAAGAUGCAGACAGAGAGAUAGCAGAUGGUGUUCAGGUCUUCACCGCUCUGAAGGAGUCUGUUGAGAGAAGCCAGGCCGAGCUCAUCGACACGAUCAAAGAGAAGCAGAGAAAGACAGAGAAACAGGCUGAAGGCUUCAUCAAAGAGCUGGAACAGGAAAUCUGUGAGCUGAAGAAGAGAAGCACUGAGUUGGAGCAGCUCUCACGCUCUGAAGACCACCUCGACAUCCUCCAAAGCUUCAUUUCCCUGAACGCUGCUUUACCCACAAAGGACUGGACAGAAGUCAACGCUCAUCCACUCUAUGAGGGGACUGUGAGGAAAGCUUUGAACCAGCUGGAGGAGACGCUCAGUAAACAGAUGAAGAAGCUGUUUGAGGCCGAGCUGAAGAGAGUCCAGCAGUCUGCAGUGGAUGUGACACUUGAUCCUGAUACAGCUCAACCCACACUCAUCCUGUCUGAUGAUGGAAAACAAGUUAAACAUGGUGAUGUAAGGAAGAAUCUCCCAGACAAUCCAGAGAGAUUUGAUAAGUGUGUUAAUGUCUUAGCAAAGCAGAGUUUCUCUUCAGGAAGAUUUUACUACGAGGUUCAGGUUAAAGGGAAGACUGAGUGGACUUUAGGAGUGGCCAGAGAGUCGAUCAACAGGAAGGGAAUAAUCACACUGUCUCCUCAGGAUGGUUACUGGACGAUAUGUUUGAGGAAUGAGAAUGAGUACACAGCUCUUGCUGACCCAUCAGUCCGUCUCUCUCUGAAGUCUCAGCCUGAGAAGGUGGGGGUGUUGGUGGAUUAUGAGGAGGGUCUGGUCUCCUUUUAUGACGUUGAUGCUGCAGCUCUUAUCUACUCCUUUACUGGCUGCUGCUUCACUGAGAAACUCUACCCAUACUUUAGUCCAUGUCUUAAUGAUGGUGGUAAAAACUCUGCCCCUCUGAUCAUCUCUCCUGUCAAUCACACUGAGUAGAACAACCAGUGGAUUUUCAGCAGAAAGGUUCACUGCACUCAAUGUAAUGAAUGUACAUAUUUUUAGUGAUGUACGGUGUUUACAUCGUUAAUUUUUCAGCUUUUGAUCAA
Messenger RNA from Anoplopoma fimbria (sablefish), 1271 nucleotides. Its product is annotated as pyrin-like. Lineage: Eukaryota; Metazoa; Chordata; Actinopteri; Perciformes; Anoplopomatidae. The coding region runs from base 1 to 1161 and encodes 386 amino acids. The transcript has a single exon. The record is from RefSeq and is a predicted model, not a curated record. Gene Ontology annotation, molecular function: zinc ion binding; protein binding.